CUCGACACUGUCCCCUCAGCGGAUCAGAGCGCAACGGAGCGAAAUGCUCUCCAUCAGACCGAGCUUCAGUGCGCGUGGUGGAGCUUAAGAGAAACCCGAACAUAAACAAAUGACCGCAAUAUAAAUUUGUGAGUGAAGCGGUCAAACUACUUGAGGCUGAGAAAGUAAGGGAUUCGCUGAACCACAGGAAUACAUAGCCUACCGUUAUUCAGGGGAUAAACGAAGAAAAGAUCAACAGCGAAAUAAAGAGCACUGAAGAUCAGUAAGAAGUGACUGUGGGUAGGUCUUCCCCUCCUUGGCUGAGCAGAAUGAAGUCUCAGGUGCUGCUGGUCCUGCUCUUCGCUACCUGUGCAGGGGCCACACGCUUCACUCGGGACAGCACCCAGAGGAGCACCCUGGAGGCUCCCAUCGGAGGAGUCGCCCCAGCAGGGAACAGCUCCGCCCCCGAGAACCUCCCAACCAGGCUGGCCCCACCCCGGGGCCCCUUCCCACCCAUGUGCGUCAAGCCCAUCGAGAUCAAGGAAGCCUUCAAGUACAUCAACACGGUAGUGUCCUGCCUGAUAUUCGUGGUGGGCAUCAUCGGGAACUCCACCCUGCUGCGCAUUAUCUACAAGAACAAGUGCAUGAGGAAUGGUCCCAACGUGCUCAUAGCCAGCCUGGCCCUGGGGGAUCUGCUGUACAUCCUCAUUGCCAUACCCAUCAAUGUCUUCAAGCUACUGGCAGAGGACUGGCCGUUCGGGGUCCAUGUUUGUAAGCUGGUGCCCUUCAUCCAGAAAGCUUCAGUAGGCAUCACUGUGCUGAGCCUGUGUGCCUUAAGUAUCGACCGGUAUCAUGCGGUGACAUCAUGGAGCCGGGUGAAGGGCAUGGGCAUUCCACUGUGGAAGACUGUAGAGGUGAUCCUGAUCUGGCUGGUUGCCGUGGUGCUGGCCGUGCCUGAGGUUCUGGCAUUUGAUAUGAUGGAGAUGUCAUACCGUGGGAGCAAGUUACGCAUAUGCUUACUGCACCCUCAACAGAACACGCCCUUCAUGAAGUUUUAUCAGGACGCUAAGGACUGGUGGCUGUUCGGCUUCUACUUCUGCCUGCCGUUGGCGUGCACAGGCGUCUUCUACACCCUGAUGUCCUGCGAGAUGCUGAGCCGCAAGAAAGGGAUGCGCAUUGCCCUCAAUGACCACAUGAAGCAGCGUAGAGAAGUGGCCAAAACAGUCUUCUGCCUGGUGGUGAUCUUCGCUCUCUGUUGGCUACCCCUCCACCUCAGCCGUAUUUUGAAAAAGACCAUCUACGACCAGAAUGACCCUAACCGAUGUGAACUCCUCAGUUUCCUACUGGUGAUAGAUUACAUUGGCAUCAACAUGGCAUCCCUUAACUCCUGCAUCAACCCUGUGGCACUCUAUUUUGUCAGUCAGAAGUUUAAGAACUGCUUCAAGUCUUGUCUGUGCUGCUGGUGCCAGAGGAAAUCGAGGGAUCUCUCCCCGAUAGAUGAGAGGGGCUCCGGGGUUCGCUGGAAGGGGUACUGCCGUGAGAAUGGCCUGGACUGGACCAGUUCCCGGUCGAGCCAGAAGUUCAGCUCCUCUUAAGGGCCCAGCGCUCCUGGUGGCUGGACGGACACACAGCCAGGCCAACUCCGGCCACCUUUUGGGGCUCAGCCCUCACUCACUGUGACUCCCUCAGUGAAGAGGGGGCUCCCGUUAAGCCAGAUGGAUUACCGCCAUCCUGGACUGGACUCACCGUGGGAAGGAAGGCAUAUGAAGAGGAGCCACCAUUUAAAACUGUAUAAAUGUAUUUACUCCCCCAAGGCAAGGCUUAUACUAGUACUCCAGUGGGAAAAUAUGACUUUGACAGUGUUUUUUUAUUUUCCCUUGCCCAUUAAGUGCUUAUGAAAACUGUGACAAUGAUAAACACACUUAUGGAAAAUGAUAACUUAUUUGCAUGCUGACCCGUCCACCUCCUCGCGCUUACACUCGCAUACAUAAAACAAUGUGUUGCUCACAUACUUGUAUCAAGCUCAGCCCGAGUCUAUAUAAAUCUUCUAAAAUCAGCCCUUCAACUGUGACAUCAUCAGCAUGGGAUGAACAGUUUCGUUUAUCUGCUUCCUGUAGUAUGGACAGUCUACCCUGGGAGGUCAUGGAUCACACUUCAGAGUGAAACAAUGGAAAUUUUGUGUCAGGUACCAUUUAGCAAGGAGGGAAUAGCAGCAGCAGUGGUCGUUUCAUGGAGCACACCUUCAAAAUAUCUCCGCUUAAUGAAACUAGAUUUGAAGGUUCCAACAGACACACACUGCUUUUUUUCUGCAGAUUCUUCCAUAACCCUUGUAAUGGUACAAAAUUGCUUUAUGUGCUUUUUUUGUGUAUGUUAUCUUAGUAUCUUAUAAGUCUUAUACUGUAAAUAAAUAUAAAAGAACAUGACAAUGAGAUUUAUCAAGGGCAAAUGUAAUUAUGAUAAUCUGUUUAUACUUCUUAUUCAAGAAUACAUUAUUUUUGGCUGGACCGCAACAGCGGGGCCAGCCCUAUAAACGCGAAUGUCUGUGACUGAGUCACUGAGUGAUGAAGUUACACCAUUGGUCGGCCGGUCGGUUUGGUCCAGCCAUAUACAAGAUUUUGACCUGGUCUUGUUUAAUAAGAUCAGAAAGUGUGUAGGCAUUUAUUGUUAGUACUUGUUGUGUCUGCCUUUCACCUUGAUUACAGCCUUCACUCUGCUUGGCUUUGAUUCUACCAGCUUAUGCAAAAGCUCACCUUCCAUUUCAUCCCAGCUCUUCCCAUAGAUGAUCUCUUGAUGUUGAUUGGUGUUUGGCCUUUUCCCUCUUCAACUGCUCCCAUGGAUGUUCUUUUGGGUUCAGGACUGCCGACUGUGGGAGGAAUGCCAUCCUAACAAGCUCCCCUUCUUCUCAAUAAUGUAUUGAAUAAAGUGUAAUCGGAGUAUCAUAAUUGCAUAAUUCCUUGAUAAAUAAUGAAAACAACCAGGAAUUGGUAGUAUGCUUGGACUUUUGGUCCCCAUUUUAUAUAUAUUUGAUUCUGAGUCAAAUUUGCCUCUGUGGGGUGAGAGGGUAUGCAUAUGUAGGCUAUAUGUCAAUUUAAAAGCAUUGCAUUGCCAGAAAUACAUGUACCAAGUUUCUAUUCUCCAAAAGUCAUUGUCUUUUCAUAUUUGCAAGGCUUUUUUAUACAAUAUCUAGUUGGUCAAUAUGCAGCAAAUAAAUACUAUUUUAUCACA
Messenger RNA from Anguilla anguilla (European eel), 3204 nucleotides. Its product is annotated as endothelin receptor type B-like. NCBI's taxonomy places the organism in Eukaryota, Metazoa, Chordata, Actinopteri, Anguilliformes, Anguillidae. Gene Ontology annotation, molecular function: endothelin receptor activity. Gene Ontology annotation, cellular component: membrane. Gene Ontology annotation, biological process: vasoconstriction; regulation of blood pressure; G protein-coupled receptor signaling pathway. Bases 309 to 1574 code for a protein of 421 amino acids. The record is from RefSeq and is a predicted model, not a curated record. The transcript has 8 exons.